AAGACACCGUACGCGUGACGUCACCGCUGUUCUUGUUUUGGCAGUUUGUUUCGAUAUCCUCGGAUUGUCAGUCCACCAAAGAGGCGUUUCACACGGGCUCAUCCGACACGACGCCGCGGUACCGAACAUUUCUGCUUGUUUGCCGCUCCGCGCUUUGGUUUCGGAGCGGGUGUGUUUGUUUCUGGGGGCGGUGUUACGGUGUCCGACAGAAGUGGGGCUAACUACUUAACCUGCCUGCUAACUGGAGCUAGCGCGGCGAUGCUAAUUCACAUUAGCUCUAGAUGUUAUUGAUUAAGCAGUGACUCUGUGUGGUGUGUGUGGGCCGACUCGAGGAGCUGGUAAUCGUAGUGUCACGAUGGCAGAUGGAGGAAGCGACGACGAUGUCAUUCACCUGGCGAGCUUCAACGUCCACCGCAGCCAAGGUUCUCGUGCCCGGAAGAGGGAGCUCAUCACCAUUUCGGAUGACUCUGAUGAGGAGCCUGUGACUCUGGUGCCCGGCAGCCCAGUGUUAGUCCCAGACGAUGCAGAUGACGACGACAUCAGCAUCCUGGAGCCUCUGACUCCUGCACGCAGACAGGUGAUUCGCCCAGCAGCAAAAUGGAGCGGGGCCUUGCACAACCUGAUUCAAGUUGUAGGUCACAGUAGCGCAACUUCUGGGGCUCCCACAGGGGACCCUGGUUCUGCCCCCUCUACCUCCAGAGAUGCCAAGGCCAGCUCGUCCGCGGUGAGGCCAGCCAUACGAACACCAGUGCAGUCCAGCACUUCCGGACACACACAGCCACACCCUGGCUCUUCAUCACACACACUGUCUCAGCCAAAACUCAACACACACUCACAGCAGCAGGACGGUACGUCAGCACAUACGACAGUGGAGCUCCAUGCAGUUUCUUCUAUCCAAACCCCGUCUACCUCCACGAACGCCAAGGCUAGCGCCGCCACAUCCAGAGCACCUUCACAAGAACAGCCACAGCCCGGCACAUCUGGACUCACGCAGCCGCAUGCUGGCUCUUCAGCACAUGUAACGGUGGAGCCCCAGGCGAGAACCUCGUCCAGCGCCACACACCAUUCGUGUGCGGUCGCAAGUUCCUCGACAAAGACUCAAGAAAAGGCGAGUGUAAGUAUUCAUUCACAGGACAAUCCUCAGGCCAGUACUUCAUCCGCAUCCACACAGUCUUACACAAGGAUGCAGUUUCAACCCGGUACAUCCACCCAGCUCCAGCCGCGCGUGCUUGUUGUUCUUCCCCAGCAGCCGAGCAUCAGAGCCUCCGCUCUGAUAACCCAAUCCCAGCUGCCGCCCGCGUCGCUCCAUCACAUGCAGGGUAAUCUCAUUCAGAUCGAACCGCAGCCGCUGGCUCAGGCGCCGGCCCAGCCUCCAGUCCAGGCCCCUCAGCCCCCUCAGGUGAUCCCGGUGAUCCCGCCUGCAGUGCUAAUAGCUGCAGCCCCAGAAAGACUAGGACCUCCAGAGGCAGGUCACCCCAUCAUCCUGGGGAGCCAGGCGCCUGGUGAGGCUGCGCCACAGGCUGGCGCCCCCAUCGUCGUCCCACCGGCCCGCGGCCUCACCAUCAGGGUGGCUAAUGUGAACUCUAACCCUCCUGCUCCCACGGCCGCGGUCCCCCACAACGAAGGAGAGGCUCGUCUCAUUCUAGCUCCAGCACCGAACCCAGAAAGGGUCAACCCGGCACCCGGCCUGGUCGCGGUGCCUCCUGCACCAGAGGACAUUCCCAGAAUAGAGGACGCGAGGCCGGGACCCUCUGCACCACACGGGAGGGCGGAGCAGCAGCCCCUCGUGAGAACCCUCAUCACUGGUGUUCUGGAUCUGUUCCCAGACAUCCAGGAAGCCUAUGUAGCAGAACUGAUCCAAACCAAUAAUGUGAAAGACUUGAAUGUUAUCUGUAACCUGCUGUUGGAGAACCCAGAGUAUCCGAGGAGGGAGACCGCAGCAGCCACAGCAGCACCCACCAGCAUCCUACUGGAGUCUGGAGAACCACAGACAGAGGUGACGGAGGACCUUUUUGACUACGCCAAACUGGGCACGGUGGGACCGGCAGCUGUGAUGCAGGCCGCCGACUUGCUCAUGGCAGAUUUCAGGAUGCUCAGCUGUCAGGACAUCAAAUGGGCCCUCAACGCUCUGAAGGGACACUAUGCAAUCACACGCAAGGCCUUAUGUGAAGCUUUGAAGAAGUGGCAGGAUUCAGGCGACCCCUCAGGGAAGAGACGGAGGAGCAGAGCGUCCUCUGAGCGCUGCUACAUUGAUUUCCAUUUUGAGCACGGAUCAGUGAAGUUUGACAAGAGGAUGUACUUUUUGGAGAACGACCGCCGUUACUGCCGGACGUACAACAAUCUGGAAGCUUCUCUGCAGAAGGAGCUCUCGUUCUAUCAGCAAAAGGCCAAGGAGUGGGCAGAGCACGAGGACUUCCUGUUGGCUCUGCAGGUCAACGAGGACGAAUACAAGAAGGACGGUCAGCUGAUCGAGUGCGGCUGCUGCUACGGAGAGUUCGCGUUUGAGAAGAUGACGCAGUGUUCGGACGGCCACCUGUUCUGCAAAGAGUGCCUCGUCAAAUACGCUCAGGAGGCAGUGUUCGGCUCCGGAAAGUCGGAGCUGAGCUGCAUGGAGGGGGGCUGCCCGUGCUCCUACCCGGUGUGCGAGCUGGAGAAAGUCCUACCAGAGAACAUACUGUGUAAAUAUUAUGAGAGGCAGGCGGAGGAGGCCGUCGCCGCCACCUGUGCUGAUGAACUAGUGCGGUGUCCGUUUUGCAACUUCCCAGCCUUGUUGGACAAAGACAUGUCUCUGUUCAGCUGUCCCAACCCUCGCUGCCGCAAGGAGAGCUGCAGGAAGUGUCACGUCCAGUGGAAGCAGCACGUGGGGAAGACGUGCGAGCAGGUCCUGGAGAGGGACGAGAUCCGCAUGAGGGUGCUCUUCGAGGAGCGCAUGACGGCAGCGCGGGUGAGGAAGUGUGUCAAGUGCGGGACGGGCCUGGUCAAGUCCGAAGGCUGCAACCGGAUGUCGUGUCGCUGCGGCAGCUUCAUGUGCUACCUCUGCAGAGAGCCCAUCACCGGAUACAACCACUUCUGCCAGCACGCCCGCUCGCCGGGCGCUCCCUGCCGACACUGCCGCAAGUGUUCACUGUGGACCGACCCCACGCAAGACGACGAGCGAAUCAUCCAGGAGAUCCAGAAAGAAGGCGAGGCAGAGCUGAAUAAGAAGUCUGCAGAUAAUUCAGGGAAGAGGGUCGGCCCUCCUCCGGAGCCCAUCACCGAAGUCAAACGACCACGCGUGGGUCCGCCCCCCGAGAACCCGCCCAACCCGAACCCCCUGGUGGCGCCUCCUCCUCCUCAUCCUCAUCCUCUCCCUCAGGCGGUACAAGCUCCCCUCUUUGUGCCUCCACGCGCCCGCUUUGCGCCGGCUCUUCCGCAGGGCCGGAUGUACCACCAGGUGAUCAUGCCCCGGCUGCCUCCGGCCCCUUACGUACCCCCUUUACAGCACCUGCCCCCUCUGAACAACAAUAACAACAACAACAACAACCACCACCACCACCCUCACCACCACCACCACCACAACCCUCCCAUCAACCCUCAUCACCACAACAUGGACGUCAUGGACAUGCCCAUGCACUACGGACCACAGCACCGUUACUACAGACGCUUCUAACACACCCUGUGACAAAGUGUGUCGAUCCACGCUCGCUCACCGCAGCUGUGCUUCUCAUCUCAGAGCUGUUUUUAAAAUCUGAUCACAGUUUUUUACUCCGUCUGGUAUCGAAUCUAAGUUUAUGUCCUGCGACUCGACGCAUUCUUUUUGUGUCUCGGGCGAGAAAAACACCCCGAAAUGAGAAGUACGACUGCGAAGAAAAGACACUUUGCCUUCUGCCGCUGAACUUGAUAAUAAAGUGGAUUCUCACGUUACGUUGCUCCUUUUUUUUUUCUCCUCUCUCUGUUUUAAAUGUUGAGGGUGAACGGCAUAGAUGAGACGAUUUAUUUCCGGGUUUAUACAGAUAUUUUUGAGUACAUAAUUGAUAAAAGAAGAAAAAACAAUUAGCAUUCCCUUCUGUAUCUUUUGUGUAACGUGUGAGACGCACAGUUUUCUAAUAAAGUUUUCAGUUCACGUUU
Molecule: messenger RNA, 4107 nt
Organism: Larimichthys crocea (large yellow croaker)
Lineage: Eukaryota; Metazoa; Chordata; Actinopteri; Sciaenidae
Gene: rnf216
Product: ring finger protein 216
Exons: 17
Coding region: 356-3649 (1097 amino acids)
Molecular function (GO): zinc ion binding
Source: RefSeq, a predicted model, not a curated record